AUGCUAGCUAUGGUACAUUGCCAUAGCUUACUUCGAGAUGAAUACAUUCGUGCCAAAGCUCGACCAAUGACUAACGAUCGUCGUCAUGAUUUGGGCAAUACUCGUCCAGCAAUACCAAUAAAAACUAGCAAAUCAGCACCUUCCAAUCCUGACUUGUUUUUUCCCCCUCUACCUGGACAGUCGAAUAAUGAUUUUCAUCCACAAUUACGUCGACUGCCAUCAGCAAAUGAACCAUUGUACUACUAUUCAUGGCAUAUUCACAGUUAUUUCUUUCAUGAAAAUGCCAAUGUUACUGCUCGUGCCCUAGCUAUCCGACAACAAUUUAUGGAAUAUUUCAGCAUAAAAAAAUGUGAAGGCAAUUGUUUUAUGGGUGGAAUAUUUGAUAAUUGUACACGAAUGUGUGUUUGGGAUCCGGUAAUGGGUGUUGAUGGACCCCAUCCAUAUGGGCAAUGGGGUGUCUAUUUGCCAAAUGAGCUUUUGAUGGAUACAUUAUCGUGGAUGUCGGCUAAUCAUGGCGAAUUCGAAGUUUUGUUUCAUCCAAAUACGGGAGAAAUGAUUGGUGAUCAUGAUAGUCAACAACGAGCUAUGUGGAUCAAGCAACAAGUGCCACUUGAUUUAGAUUUUCUGAGAUGGUUACAAUGUCAAUGGUUUGGAUGCAUUGACAAUUCGUAA
Messenger RNA from Rotaria sp. Silwood2, 672 nucleotides. The record is from the annotation of a GenBank genome assembly. Lineage: Eukaryota; Metazoa; Rotifera; Eurotatoria; Philodinida; Philodinidae.